Molecule: messenger RNA, 1529 nt
Organism: Neopsephotus bourkii (Bourke's parrot)
Lineage: Eukaryota; Metazoa; Chordata; Aves; Psittaciformes; Psittacidae
Gene: CFAP36
Product: cilia and flagella associated protein 36
Exons: 10
Coding region: 94-1173 (359 amino acids)
Cellular component (GO): axoneme; ciliary base
Source: RefSeq, a predicted model, not a curated record
CCCCGCCCCGUGACGCCGGUUGCUAGAGAGCCGGGCGGGCGCUCCAACCGCUGCCUUCCUCCCGCGGCGGAGCCGGCCCGGCCCGGCCCGGCUAUGGCGGCCGAGGAGGAGGAGGGCGACUUGGAGUGGGUGGUGGACACCAUCGCCGGGUUCCUGCGCGGGCCCGCCUGGUCCAUCCCCAUCCUGGAGUUCAUGGAGCAGAAGUGCGACGUUUUUGAUGAUGAAGAAGAAAGCAAAUUGUCUUACACAGAAAUCUAUCAGGAGUACCAAGCUCUGGUUGAAAAAUUAUUAGAAGACUAUCUUAAAGAAGUUGGAAUUAAUGAAGAGAAAUUUCAAGAAGCUUUUUCAUCUCCUCUUGCAAAGACACAUACUUCUCAGGCCAUCUUGCAAACAGUGUUGGCAGCAGAAGAUUUUAGACUAUUUAAAAAAAUGAUGGUACAGAAAAAUAUUGAAAUGCAAUUGCAAGCUCUUCGAAUCAUUAAAGAAAGAAAUGGUGUCUUACCUGACUGCUUGACAGAGGGUUCUGAUGUAUUCAGUGAAAUUGAACAAGAAGAAAUGAAAAUACUGAGGGAGGUUCUAAGAAAAUCUAAGGAAGAAUAUGAAAUAGAGCAAGAAAGAAAGAGAACUGAAGAAGCACGCGAUAAAACAAAGUCACCAGCUGUUACCUGCAGUGUUCCAGGAGAUGCGAGAGAAGCUGUUAAAUCCAAGGAACCCAGUGAAGGAGCUCACAGUCCUGAAGAAACUCCAAAACCUCGAUUAGAGGAAUCUCAGAAACCUGUGAAGGAAGACUUAAAACCUGUCCGACCAUUACCUAAAGGAGCAGAAAGCUCACCUCAGCCAUCUGGCACCAAAGGGAAAGGCGACAGUAAGAAAAGGUCAGCUGGAAAGUGUCCCGAAAAUGCAGCACAAAAAGCUGGGAUGAAAGGACCUAAUUCCUCAGAGGUUGAAAAGCAGGAGUUGAAGCAACGAGAGGACUACCUGAAGAAAAAACGAGACAUGCUGAUGGCUACAAAGAAAGACUCAAGAAAUAAUGUACUGUUACCAACAGACACUGCACAGAAAGCAGAGGAAUCGCCUCCUAAAGAGGAGAUGUCAGAAGAGAAACAGAAGUUGCUCCAGAAGAGGAAGAUGCUCGCAGAAAAGCUAAAAGAAGAAGUUAUCAAUAAGCGGUAAUCUUAAGCAGCUCGUGGCAGACCCCAAGAACAUGAGUAUGUUUUUAGAGUAAGUUACAGAACCAGCAACUGAAUGGAGUUGCUUUUCAAUAUUACACUUAGUUUUCUAGAACUUGCAGACAAGGUAACUCAGUACUUUGUAUGUACUUAAAAUUCCACUGAAACACACUAAAACCACUUAUUUUCCAGAAUGCUGGAAACUCACUUUCACUGGAACACGUUCAGCCAUUUAAUACCACUGCAACACACAGAUCAGUUUCUAAACUACUGGCCUCAGACUUUGGUAUUACAUAGAGCAAAAGCGGAUCCUGAAAUCUGUUCAAGUAAUUCCUACAGGAACAGCUCUGAAUUAGGAAC